AAAGAUAAUUGUGAAAAGGAAAAAAAAGAAAAGGUAAUUAGGUGGUUGGAUAGUGCGCGUCGCGACGCCGCUGUUUAGGGGCGCAUGCUUAUGACGUCAAACGUUUUCCACCAUCAGUCUGACGAGGUACAAGACUCAGAACGGUUUCCCGAUACCGAAAUUCGCGUAAAAACCGAAGAAGAAACUACAUUCGCAUUCAGUCACACACACACACUACACACACAUAUACACACACGUAUAUAUAUAUGUACACACAUUCAUCAGUACAGACGGUUCCCGGAUAAUUUUCGAAUAUCUUCGAACAUCAUUAAUAAUGCCUGUGAUAAAAGUAGACUUCGCCGAAAAUCGGAAUAACAAACAAACGAAUCGCUAGGAAAAGAACAAUGUCAAAUGAAAAGCUGGCUAGGAGCGUAGCUUUGGAACAGGCCUACGUACACGACGUUUACGAACAAUUCUACGAUAACCCCAGAAGCAGACCAUGGCCGAGAGUGCAAGAGUUCAUAGAUGGCCUAGAACCCGGUUCCAUCGUAUGCGAUGUCGGGUGCGGAAACGGAAAAUACUUAAGUUCUAAUACGUCUCUAUACAGUAUGGGCGGUGAUAAAUGUAAAAAAUUAACAGAAGUAGCUAGAGAAAAAGACAAUGAAGUGAUGGUUUUAGAUAAUUUAGCUUUGCCGUUUCGCGAUGAGAGUAUGGACGCAGUACUUUCUAUAGCAGUAGUUCAUCAUUUUUCAACGACCGAGAGAAGGGUGUGCGCUUUGAGGGAGUUGGCGCGCGUCUUAAGAAUUGGCGGUAGAUUAAUCAUUUCUGUUUGGGCCAUGGAACAGAAUCACCGGAAGUUCGAAUCGCAAGACGUGUUAGUUCCUUGGCAUCGACACCAUAAGCUCAGCUCUCCGUCGCUUGAAUUGACAUCAACCACCAACACCUCAGAGGACGACUGCCACUUACCCUACCAUGCUUACUCACAAAUUUCCGAUAGCGAUUCAAACAAAUCUAACAGAACAAAAAAACGCGGAAAGACGAGAAGCAGAGGACGUUCCAUAGAUCCAAGAGUCAGCAAUUCUCCAAGUAGUUCCAGCCUAUCAAGCCCUAACGAGACUUGUUACAGUUUUGUGCGACGAGCAAUCCAAAAACUUGCCGGCGGCAGAAGAGCCGUUCACAAACCUUGGUUUUUGGAUACCUGGACUAACUGUACAAAAGACCCACCAUUGCCAAAACAAUAUGAUGCUGACGGAUGCGAAUGUUGCGAUUGUGAAAGUGCCCACGAUUUGCCGAUAGAGUUACGACGCGUGGACGAUAAUGAAUUACCGCAAAGACGAAAAACACUUCCUUCGUCAACGUUAACGAACGACUUAUACAAUUUGAAAUCGAAAAGCAUGACAAACAUGUCUGCCGUGGAGAACAAUAAUAUUAUUAGAUCAAACUCGAGCAUUCCCAGCAUUCAAGAAUCACUGGAAUCGAACCAAAGCAGCAGAACACAAUCAACUAAAAACUUAAGCAAACCUAAACUCGUGAAACAGAAAAAAUCGAUUUGCGAGGAUGAUGCUGAUCCCAUCCUAGCUGAACAGAAAGACUUACCGCCCGUACUUCCCGACGUUAGGAUAGAAACAAACAGAUAUGCCCGAGGAAGUGUAUUGAAGCAACGCUCACUGAAUGAAGAACUUAUGUCCACGGAGCGGUUGCAGGAAAAAGAAAAGCUGCGUCGCAAUAUACAUAAGCAAGCAUCGCUUAAUGAAGAUUUAAUAUUUCAAAGGAAUUAUUCAUUUGAAAACUUGCGGGACAGCUUGUUUUCAACAUCCACCGCCAAGAGGUUACAAUUAAUUAAAACGGGAUUCACGAACAAAAUAAGGAAUACUAACAUCGACAGGGUUACAGGUGCAUCAUUGAAAAACGGAUUCGUAAGAAUGUUUCAAAAUUGGAAGAGCUCGGAUAUGAUUUCACCUACAAUACCGGAAGACGAAAGCAUAGUGACAACGACGAAACCCCCCGAAACUGAGAGACGACAUUCCAAGGAAGACGGCUCGGACUCUUCAAAAGACAGCAGCUUGCAAAGCGACACCAGCGUUGACUCGGAAGACAGUUUCGCUUCAGUUAUUUUCGUUCCUAAAUCAAAUCCCAUGUCUCCUACAUUAUCUCCAGGCCCCACAUCACCUAGAGUCAACUCAUCCGUCCCGAAUUCGCCGAGAAUUAAGCAAUCAUCCUGCCCAACGAGUCCCAGAAUCAAGCAAAUGCCCCUCAGUAUAUACCCACUGACAAAGCAGUUGAGCUCUCCGAAACCGAGCAACGUGUCUAAGUUCGAAACACUAUCGCCAACCGAAUACAAGUUGGGAAAUCAGAAGAAACAUACAGUACAAAAAAUACAAUCGUUAGCCCAAAAGUAUGCUGUGGUACCUAUCCCAAAAUUCAAACCAACAAUCCAACCUGCGCAAACCGUAAUCCCAGAAGUAACAACUACCGUAACAACAAAUAACAACAACAACAUUAUCAUUGCGAGUAACAGAAAAAGUGAUGACGAGAAGAAACUGAAUAAAAUCAAGGAAUUGCUGAAGUCAAAGCCCGGCUUCGGAAUGCGCGUUAGCAGCAAACAUAAUUAUCCAAUUGUACGUCACUCCUCAAUUAAUAACGGUAUCGCAAAACCAUUGCCCAAAUUACUUUCUUUGGAGCUUUUCAACCCGGAAACGGAUGAUAAGGAUAGCGAUUCAAGCGCAGUUUCGUCCCCUGAUUCAGCUGAUAGCGUAAUUAGCGUGAACUCUGAGACAAAACGAAAGUUUACGUUCCCAGAUAUUGGCGAGAAAGAUGAUAAAUCCAUGACCCUUCUUCAAGCUGCUGCAGAUGUCGCCAAAUCACUGGAUAAUGCCGUGGACAGGGUGAUUAAAUCGAGCCCGAGAGCGAAACGACAGGAUAUUAAAGUGUUCGAAGUACAGUCGGUCAUGGAGAGGCAGUACACGACCGAAACGAUGCCGUUGCUGCUGAACGAAGAAGAAGAAACCAACUGGAACGACGAGUGUCACAAACAUUUAACGGAUUUCGCGGACAAGCUGAGCGAGAAAUUGUUGCGUGAAAUCGACCAGUAUCAAGAGAAGGUAAAGCGGAAGGAGGCCGGCAUAUCAUCAUCUUUGGAACAUAUCGAUGACCCUUACAUACAUCGCCUAAGCGAAGAGCUGCAAGACCUGUCCAAGCUAAGCGCAGAAAUCCAGAAACAAAACGAGUAUUUGGCACAACUCAGCGCAUGUGAUAAACAGUACGGCAAUUGUGCGAAGUGUAAUCAAGUAAACUGUUCGUGUAGUAAACAAAAAUCGCGUAAAAACAAUAACAAUAAUAUUAAAGUGCCACUUAUCGAUGUGAACGAAAGUACCGACGAGGCGGAGAGUAACAACUUAGCGGACAAACUGAGCAAAAACGGUGCGUCCGUGGAUUCCGGUGAUUCAGAGAGAGGAAGUACCCCCAAUUCGACGUCCCUCCACUUCGGACAUUCCAUUGAAUCGAACGAGGGCUUCUCUGAUAAGGGCAGCACCGACAAGGACACAAAUUCGGUCAGCAGGUACAGCGAUGGAGGCAGCACCGCCUCAUUGGCAUCCUGUCCGGAGUGGAAGACAAUUAAGACCAAGCUAAGUGUCGAUCAGCCUCACUCUUUUGACGAGAAGUCCGAGCUGCUGGGCGACAAGGAUAAGAGCAACCUGAUUCCUUCGCUUAGUGACACCUCGCAAGAGUCUCUGCCAUCCGACAAUGUAGGCGGAGAGAUUACCUAUCACAGAUAUUAUCAUGUAUUUAGGGAAGGUGAAUUGGACCAACUCAUAGAGAAAUACGUAGAGAAUUUACAUAUUAUUUCAUCAUACUAUGACCACACCAGUUGGUGUGUUGUAGCAGAAAAAGUGCAGGUAUGGACCAUCUGACCUGUUUUUCGUAGAAAAAACGAACCCUGUCUGAAUAGCACAACUCAGAUUGUACAUAGUGUUAUUUAUAUACAUACUGAUACAACAUGCAAAAAAUAAUACCUAUUCAUACCAUCCAGAUAAGAGCAUAGACGCAAUUCUCAAUAAUAAUAAUUAAUAAAUUCGCAAAUAGUUCGUAAAAUGCAAGCAAUUUGCUUUUACUUUACUAAAUUUAAAUAUAGUAGC
Molecule: messenger RNA, 4115 nt
Organism: Nicrophorus vespilloides
Lineage: Eukaryota; Metazoa; Arthropoda; Insecta; Coleoptera; Silphidae
Exons: 5
Coding region: 384-3890 (1168 amino acids)
Biological process (GO): tRNA wobble uridine modification
Cellular component (GO): cytoplasm; nucleus
Molecular function (GO): S-adenosylmethionine-dependent methyltransferase activity; tRNA binding
Source: RefSeq, a predicted model, not a curated record